AUGAAAGAUAUUACUGAAGCAAUGUACGUCAAAAAAAGAGAUGAGCUGGUCAUGGUUAUGUGGUACGGAUGUCAGACAAUAGAUGGAGAAGCAGAUAAUGGAAUGAUAUCCGCGCACAGUCAAGCGAAUGCUGGGGAGACCACCAGUGAGUUGAAGAGACUCCAUGGUAUGCCUGCACAGUAUCGCGCCGACUCGGACAGCGCAAUAGUGAAUCGAAUGGAAAAGUUAUCAGCUGCAUCGACGGUGUGA
Messenger RNA from Gongylonema pulchrum, 249 nucleotides. NCBI's taxonomy places the organism in Eukaryota, Metazoa, Nematoda, Chromadorea, Rhabditida, Gongylonematidae. The record is from the annotation of a GenBank genome assembly.